AUUUUCGACGGACCGCUUGUUUGUUCGCUUUUGUUUCCGAUGGGAAGUUUUUUACAGAGGUACCCACCCAAGGCGGAAGUUUCGGAGGAUUCGGUUUUGUAAACGAAAAUUUCGACAAAAUCAUCGGAACGAUGUAAAAGACGGCCAUGAUGGACCUUUUGCGGUUAAUUGAUGACCUUCAACUGGAUGACAAAGUCCAGGCCUUGCCCUCCACGACCCUCCCGCCAAUCACAGCACUUUUGUCCAAACUGCAGCGGCGUUUGAUCGACCGACCCCCGGAACCCGGCGUUCUUAUCGAUGGAGUCGCUAGCUUCUUCAGAGCCGCCGACCAUCACUGGCUGUUCGACGCAGACGCCGAAGGCGUCGUAUCCGCGUACGUCUCUGUCGUCCGCGCUCUGAUCGGCUGCGCCUCUCUGCCGCCAUACGACCGAGCCCAGGGAGCCCCGCCUGAGCACUAUGCAAACGCGCCCAUCCUGGCCACAGGCGCGUGCGCUGCUCUGCAAGCUCUGCUGAGGAAAGCGGACGUCGCGGGGCAGGACGAGCGUGCCCUGGCGGUCACGAUGGCCGUGGCGCCGCACGUUUUUGUUUACACUGUCACGCAUGCACAGGAGCAGCCGUGGACGAGCGUCCCGUCGCGACAAGCUGCUCGUCGUCUUCAGUCAUUGUUAUUUCAAGCGGGAGGAUGGCGAGACUCUGCUCACAUGCUGACGGGGGAAUACGGUGGCGAGGGGCUUUUGGGGGCGGUCCUUGAUGUCCUUCAGCCUCAACUGACGAGGGAGGCGUGGCAAUGGUGCGACGAGGUCAAGUUUGUGUUUGCGUGGACACUCUUCCAAGUGCCGCGCCCGUUUUUGGCCCCUCACCUGCCCCGCCUCCUCGGCCCGGCACUUCUCCUUAGCGACCACCAUGAGGCCGACAAGUCCACGCUGGGAGUUGGCUGCCUGCACCACAUUGUCAGCAACACGGCUGCCAGCGAGCUGCGGGCGCUGAAUCGGGCUCACGUGAUGUAUGAUGCGCUGUUCAAGCAUCUGUACGGCACGCACGCCGGCGUCAUUCAGCUGUCAUUGCGCUGCCUGUUGGACCUGCUGCCGGUUUUGGAGAGCCCGCCCGCCUCGGUCGCAGCACCCCCGGCCCCCAGGAGGGCGUGUCGCCACGACGACGUGCUGCGGCUGCUCCUCACGCACAUGGAAGCCGAACACAAGGUGGCUCUCAGGAGAGUCUAUGCGCAAGAACUGCCGGCGUACCUCCAAAAAAUGGGCGUGUGCGUGUGUCGCCACCUUGGUCGUCUCACUCGCGUUCUGCCAGCUUACCUGGAGGUCAGCGACGGCCCCGAAGAGGUCACGAGAAUCAACGUGCUGCGGGCCCUCGAGAUCAUCUUGACAGCGGCGUGGCCACGGUUAGCGACUGGCGUUGGAACAUGGCUGCCGUGUUUGCUGCGCCUGCUUGUGGACACGACGUCGGAUCCCCUUCUCUCUCCUUGUGUCGCACGUCAGUUGACCCAACGAGUCGCCCGCUGUCUCACCUUGCUGGACGCUGCCCUGCAAGGUGGCCUGCAGUGUGCACUCAAGCAGGUGGACACGAGCUGUUGCACGGCUGAGGUUGCAAGUUGCCUAGCAGUGGUCACCACAGCGACAGAGAGCCAUUCCCAUUGUCACGGCCACAACUUCAGUGAUGCUCCCGUAUGACUUCUUGCUUGCUUUCAAAAUAAAUGUCAAAAAUGAAUGUCUUACAUGUUUUUUUUGGUAUAAAUGCUGAUUAAUUAAAGCAACACUUUGCAGUUUUUCUGUUUUGGUCGAUUUUAGCGACACCGGUGGACAGAAGUGGUAGUGUUUUGCCUUAAAACAGUUUCCCAAGAGGACCAGCACAAACCCGAACAAUGUCGUAAAAUCAUCAAUGAAUCAAAAAUCAAUCUCCUGGUCGCAUGCAGAUAGAUUAAACAACAGCGGCUGUGUGA
This is a messenger RNA of Corythoichthys intestinalis (scribbled pipefish), 1951 nucleotides long. It is a transcript of the gene tti2, whose product is annotated as TELO2 interacting protein 2. NCBI's taxonomy places the organism in Eukaryota, Metazoa, Chordata, Actinopteri, Syngnathiformes, Syngnathidae. The transcript is spliced from 10 exons. The record is from RefSeq and is a predicted model, not a curated record. Bases 147 to 1682 code for a protein of 511 amino acids. Gene Ontology annotation, cellular component: TTT Hsp90 cochaperone complex; nucleus; cytosol.